Molecule: messenger RNA, 2928 nt
Organism: Micropterus dolomieu (smallmouth bass)
Lineage: Eukaryota; Metazoa; Chordata; Actinopteri; Centrarchiformes; Centrarchidae
Product: mitogen-activated protein kinase-binding protein 1-like
Exons: 17
Coding region: 1-2928 (975 amino acids)
Molecular function (GO): protein binding
Source: RefSeq, a predicted model, not a curated record
AUGACGAGCGGCCGGGUCUCCUGCCAGGGGCGCCGACCACACUUAACUCAGGCUGGUUUCAUCUCCGUCUGUCUCUCAGGUCUCCAGUUAUUAGCCACGGCCAGUCGGGAUCGUCUGAUCCACGUCCUGGAUGCAGGCAGAGAGUACAGUCUGGUUCAGACUCUGGAUGAACACUCGUCAUCCAUCACUGCCGUCCGAUUCGCUGCCAAUGAGGGAAAGGUGAGGAUGAUCAGCUGUGGAGCCGAUAAGAGCGUCUACUUCCGCACCGCUCAGCAGAUGGAGGAGGGCUUAGAAUUCACUCGGACUCAUCACGUGGUGAGGAAGACGACGCUGUACGACAUGGACGUCGAACCAACCAGGAAGUACGCAGCAGUGGGCUGUCAGGACCGCAGCAUCAGGAUCUUUAACAUCAGCAAUGGGAAACAGAAGAAGCUGUAUAAAGGCUCUCAGGGCGAGGAUGGGACUCUCAUUAAGGUGCAGAUCGACCCCUCAGGUCUCUACAUCGCCACCUCCUGCUCAGACAAGAACAUCAGUAUAUUUGACUUCUACUCCGGAGAGUGUGUGGCCACCAUGUUCGGACACUCGGAGAUUGUCACGGGUCUGAAGUUCAGCAGCGACUGCAGACAUCUGAUCACAGUCUCUGGAGACAGCUGUAUCUUCGUGUGGCGUCUCAGUCCAGAGUUGACCAUCAGGAUGAGGCAGCGACUCGCUGACCUCCGACCUCCCAGCAGCACUCAGAACUCCCAAAAUGCACCUCAGCAAAAAGUGGUAAACCUCAGCAGCAGCGAGGCGUCGUCUGCUCGUGUCGUCACCAUGUCGUCUGACAGCGACAAGGAAGAGGAGGAGGAGGAGGAGGAAGAGGCGCUCCGCUGUCCUUAUACGGUCACAGCAGGAAGACUGGAGGAGGAGACAGAAACGUCUGAUGAGAAGUUGGACUCUCAGGACUCUCAGAGCGGCAGAGACAGCAGGAAGGAGGUUCUGGGGGGUCGACUCCCUCGCCGUCGCUGGUCCAGGAGGACGGGCAGCGCGGACGGUGUCCUGAUGGUCAAGUCCAUGUUGGACCUGAGACUGCUGGACUCGUUCUCCCCCGACAGACCGGAGGAGCAGCAGGCGGAGCAAGAGGAGGUGAAGACACGCCCCCCUGAGGUUAGCACCUCCCCCUGCAGCCAGAUGAAGAGGGGCCAAGACGUAGAGGCGGGGCUUCACAGGCCCUAUCGGGAGCUGGGGAGCACCGUGAGUCUGCAGGUCACCACUGCAUGGGCGGAGGACGAGGAGGCGAGGACCAAUCAGAGGCCAGACUUCAUCCGGCUUUCCAAUCAGAGCCUAGACAGGGAGAAUCUGGUGCUAUAUCCUGACCAAUGGGAGGACAGCGUGAGCCUGGCAGGAAGUGAGUUCCAGGUGAAGGAGGCGUGUCCUGCUGCAGCAGGUGGACGGCGUGACAAACCCAGUCCAGACAGCGGAUGCUCACUGGGAUUCAGCUCCAGACUGUCCAGUCCUGUCAGACCUGCAGGAGACGACUCUGAGCCCACAGAGCCUCUCAGCACAGAUGGAAACUCCUCUGAGCUGGAGGAGGAUGAAGAGGAGGGAGGUGGAGGAAGAGGAGGAGGAGGAGGAGGAGGAGAGGUCAGGGCCCCUCAGCUCGUCCCUCAGACUCCAGACCAGGAAGCUUUCCUGAAGGAACACUUUGUGACCCUGGCCGACCUCUCAGGUACAGCAGGAGCCCACAUCCUGAAACACACCACCACCGUCAGCGCGACACCGUCAGCGCGACAGCGAUUACGACACCGUCAGCGCGACAACGAUUACGACACCGUCAGCGCGACACCGUCAGCGCGACACCGUCAGCGCGACACCGUCAGCGCGACACCGUCAGCGCGACACCGAUUACGACACCGUCAGCGCGACACCGAUUACGACACCGUCAGCGCGACACCGAUUACGACACCGUCAGCGCGACAGCGAUUACGACACCGUCAGCGCGACAACGAUUACGACACCGUCAGCGCGACACCGUCAGCGCGACACCGUCAGCGCGACACCGAUUACGACACCGAAGCUUUCCUGAAGGAACACUUUGUGACCCUGGCCGACCUCUCAGGUACAGCAGGAGCCCACAUCCUGAAACACACCACCACCGUCAGCGCGACACCGUCAGCGCGACAGCGAUUACGACACCGUCAGCGCGACAACGAUUACGACACCGUCAGCGCGACACCGUCAGCGCGACACCGUCAGCGCGACACCGAUUACGACACCGUCAGCGCGACACCGAUUACGACACCGUCAGCGCGACACCGAUUACGACACCGUCAGCGCGACACCGUCAGCGCGACAGCGAUCGCGACAGCGAUCAGCGAUCGCGACACCGUCAGCGCGACACCGUCAGCGCGACAGCGAUCGCGACAGCGAUCAGCGAUCGCGACACCGUCAGCGCGACACCGUCAGCGCGACACCGUCAGCGCGACAGCGAUCGCGACACCGUCAGCGCGACAGCGAUCGCGACACCGUCAGCGCGACACCGUCAGCGCGACAGCGAUUGCGACACCGUCAGCGCGACAGCGAUUGCGACACCGAUUACGACACCGUCAGCGCGACACCGAUUACGACACCGUCAGCGCGACACCGUCAGCGCGACAGCGAUCGCGACACCGUCAGCGAUCGCGACACCGUCAGCGCGACACCGUCAGCGCGACACCGUCAGCGCGACACCGUCAGCGCGACACCGUCAGCGCGACACCGUCAGCGCGACACCGUCAGCGCGACAACGAUCGCGACACCGUCAGCGCGACACCGAUUACGACACCGUCAGCGCGACACCGAUUACGACACCGUCAGCGCGACAGCGAUUACGACACCGUCAGCGCGACAACGAUUACGACACCGUCAGCGCGACACCGUCAGCGCGACACCAUCAAUGCUUCAUGUUGA